Molecule: messenger RNA, 2198 nt
Organism: Stylophora pistillata
Lineage: Eukaryota; Metazoa; Cnidaria; Anthozoa; Scleractinia; Pocilloporidae
Biological process (GO): intracellular iron ion homeostasis; response to hormone
Molecular function (GO): transcription coactivator activity
Source: RefSeq, a predicted model, not a curated record
GUCGGCUUUUGGUGAAUCUCGAUCGCUUCGUGUAGGCUCUUUGGACGCUGAGACCUUCAAGGAACUUUCAUCGCACUGUGAUUUCAAAUGGAUCAUAAUGAGAGCCUAGCUGUUCUACUUAGAGAAGUGGUUAGGAUUAAGGAUAACUUGGAAAAAGGAAUUGCUGAAGUUGAACAAGUGAAAGUCAACUUGAAGUCUACAGCCUUGGAUUUGAAAUCCCAGAUUCGUGACAGUGUUAGUCGCCAUUUAGAGGCACUGAGAAAUAGAGAAACGUGGCUACUUCAACAGGUUGAGGUCAUACAAUGCAUAAAAGAGGGUGUUCUGCAAGAGCAGAUUGCCCUAUUUAACAAAGCUCUUGGAAGGAUCCAGCCAGCUUAUGCAUUGUUAGAACAGAAUGGCGAAGGCCUUGAUGCUGAAACCUUGGAAGAUCUUGUGGAGGAAAGUUUGCAAGAUGUUAGUUGCAUGAACUUAAGUCCCAAGGAAACCAAUGUAAUGAGCUUUGUUGCUCAUAAUUUUGGGCUUCAAGAUGUCAUACACAAAUUUGGAGCAGUGGUUUCUGAUAGUCAUCUUGUGGACAAGCAGAUAACAUUUGAAGAGUGGAUCAGGAAGAAUAAUGGUAAAAGGUCCCAGGAAGAUAUCCUGAUAGCCUCGUCUUUAGAAUUGAAUAUCCAUGACUGGCUGAAGCAGGACACAGUGCUAGUUGAGAAAGCUCCAGAAAAUUCACUCUCUUUACCUCAGUAUCCCUUGGAUGACUGGUUGAGCAAAGCCAAACCACAAGUCGAGCACACAGAAAAAGGGAGUAGUUUGCAAGUUGCCGACAAGGAAGAUUUGGCUGUGGUAAAUACUGAAGCAACAGAGACACAAGGUUGGUGUCAAGAUUCACUGAUGACAAGUACACUCUCUGUAAUGCCUUUAGCCUACUUCAAAAUUGUAAGAAUGUCUGAGUCAAGUCAGUGGUUGAAGAAUUCUGAAGAAACAGAAGAAACUCCUACCUGUGCCACUGGGGAAAUUGCUUUUAUGCAGGAUCCUGGGGAGUGGUUGAAGGAUACACCUACCACAGAGUCUUGCACAGAUCUUGAAAGCUAUGCAAUGACCUCAGUCUUCACUGGUAUUAAUAAUGAUGAAAUAUGCUUGGCAGUUCAGGCUAACCAACAGUGGCUGUUACCUGGUAUGGAGAGCAUUUCAGAAGAAGGAGGAGCAGAAGGCUUGACAAGAAGUGGUAUGAAGUCCUACAUUAACUCCCUUCCAGUUGAUAGCAAUUUCUGGUUGUUACCUUCAGCAACAAAUAAAGACAUUUGUGGGUGGCUGGCACGCACUUCAUAUGAACAAUGCAAGAACUGCCCAGUUAUGUGUUCAAAAGGACUGUUUAAAGUCUUUGAUGAGACUGCAAGUCCCCAGGAUGGUUGGCUCAUGUCACAAGAACUCUAUUGAGCCCUGAUAUUAAUGAAUAGCACCAAGUAAAUGGUCCAUGUCAAAGAAAAACAAUUGUUAUUCUAUUCUUUAAACUAAAGCAUUGAUCCAUGAACUGCUAUGGUCAGCAUUCAGUAUUUUAUUUUAUGAUGUAGUUUAUGAGAGGGGUCACUCUAGCACUGAAAAUAGCUUUAUUAGGGUAUGAGAGAGCAGGGGGUUAAAUUUUGAUAAUUUUAAUGUUUUUUUUUUUUUUUUCAGUUCUGAUUUAAAAGGUGUUAUCGUUAUAUCAUGUUUUUUUUACAUGAUGUACGUGAAGGUAGUUCUUUGUCCAUUGGAUUUGUUGAAUAGGUCUUAUGUUCCAUAGAGGAACAUCCGCCCUCCCUUGAGAGGGAUAAGGAACAGCGAUUCACAAUGGAAUCCAUGUAAACAUAUGAUAUUAGUGUAAAGAAAUUAAUAAUUUAGCUUUGCUUUCAAGGCACAAUGUUAAAGAGUUUUGCAGAUGUAUUCUGCACUUAAGUGUGUUUCUUAAUAUGAACGAGCCUUUGGUAACCUACAGUUUUCUGGAAGCUGGCCUGCCAUGGUGCUAGGCAUGUUAGUGAGAAUUAUCGCUCUAUCCAGCAAAUUUACCCAGAGGAGCUCUAGCUAUUUUUGUGUCCUGUUUAAUACUUUUAGUUUAUAGUGGGCAGUUUUGUAAAAGAAAAGUAUAUUUUGUUCCAUGAAACAGCUGAGAACUCUGAUUAUUGAGUAAUUUCACUUAUGAUUAAUCAAAUUGUCUUCUAAAAUGGUGA